Molecule: messenger RNA, 540 nt
Organism: Dovyalis caffra
Lineage: Eukaryota; Viridiplantae; Streptophyta; Magnoliopsida; Malpighiales; Salicaceae
Source: the annotation of a GenBank genome assembly
AUGGAUUGGCGGCAUAAGAUGAGAAAAGCUUGGUUUGCUGUCUCUUCGAGAGUCAAGUUUCGUAAAUCUGGUUCAGGAGGGGGCAGGGGAGAUGCAGCUCGUAGGAGUGCUAGUGGAUUGUUGAAGCUACAAGAUGAUGUACAAAUGUGUGGGUAUAGAGAUGUGGAAGUGAUGUGGAAAAUGUUUAUCGAAUCCAAUCCAGAGCAAAUGGCCGCAUCAGUAAUGACUUCAACUUCAAAAACCCCCACCACCAGCAAGCAAAGCCAAAUGCCUUCUUCUUUGAGGCUUACUGGAAAGUUCUUGGACCUUGGCUAUACAUAUGUAGAACCAACCAUCAAUGUUGCAACUCUUGGAUCUUGGUGGGUUAACUUGUGCCCCUUUAAGAAAUUUUGUAAACUAAGAUUGAUAUGGGAUGCUGACCUCAACUUUCUCCAUCUGGAUAAUCCAGACUGUAAAACCAUGGUUUCAGCUCUCGUUACAGUGUUUGUUUUCAAUGAAUUCCUAAGACUUGGUGCUUACUAUGCACUGUAUACUAGGUAA